Cherax quadricarinatus is the source of this 5004-nucleotide messenger RNA. RefSeq names its product DNA polymerase delta subunit 2 (gene PolD2). Lineage: Eukaryota; Metazoa; Arthropoda; Malacostraca; Decapoda; Parastacidae. Gene Ontology annotation, cellular component: delta DNA polymerase complex. The record is from RefSeq and is a predicted model, not a curated record. Gene Ontology annotation, molecular function: DNA binding. Gene Ontology annotation, biological process: DNA strand elongation involved in DNA replication; DNA replication.
CAUAAUGUAGACGCCUUUAAACACCAACAACAAACAAUAACAGAGUCGGUCUUCAGCACGUGUGUUGAAUUUUAUAUAAUUACAAAAUUUCGUGGAAUAUUGAAAUCAGACAUGAUUCUGGAGGGUUGUCGUGGGAGUACUGGGAGUGAGGACCUACUGAGUGUACCUAGGGAGGAGAGAAGGCAGACAGCAGUAAGAGAGACAGUGAGUUACCACAACCUGUGUAAGAAGUACUUACUGUGGGGCAGUAAAGAUGUCACUCGUCAGUACUGUAACAUGUAUGCUGCCAGACUCACCAAGAUGACACCCAAGGUGCAGGCUAGGGCAGCAACCAUCUGGGGUGAUGCCAGCUUGAAGCAACUACAUGAGCUGAGUGAGAUGUGUGGAAAGUGCUUUAUUAUUGGCACACUAUUUAAACGCCAAGAACUCAAACCAUCUAUACUGAAGGAGAUAUCAGAGGAACACCACUUGAUGCCCCAGCCUGUUGCUGAGAAGUAUGUGAGCAGUGAAGAUGAAAUUAUUCUGGAAGAUGAAGUGCAGAGAAUACAGCUUGCUGGUAACAUAGAUGUGGCUAAUCUUGUAACAGGUUUGGUUUGUGCUGUGCUUGGCAAGGAAGGAGAUGGAGGAAAAUUUAUAGUGGAAGACAUCUGCUUCACAGGUCUUCCUGCACCUGUUCCUCGGCAAAUUAUUGAAGAAGACAGGUAUGUGUUGAUAGUGUCAGGACUGGAGCUCAGUUCAUCAGUUGACAGCCUCUUGAUUUUAGAACUGUUGGUGGAUUAUGUAUCAGGCCACCUGGGACACUCAGAAGAGCAAGCAGCUGUGGCUCGGAUCUCCAGAAUGAUCAUUGCAGGUAACUCAGUAAGUAGUACCAAAGGAGAGAAGGAUAAGCCAGAUAAAGUCAAGCUUGUGAAGGAGCUGGAUGAUAUCCUCACACAGAUUGCGAGUGUCUGCCCUGUGGAUGUCAUGCCGGGAGAAUUUGACCCAGCAAACCAUGUGAUGCCCCAACAACCUCUUCACCGCUGUAUGUUUCCAAAGGCUGCGGUAUAUACCUCAAUGCAAAGUGUAACAAAUCCAUACGAGUGUGAGAUUGGUGGUCGGGCAUUUAUUGGAAUGUCAGGACAGAACGUAAAAGAUAUUAGUCGGUGUUCAACAAUUGAGGAUCCUCUCGACGUAAUGGAGCGACUCUGUGACUGGGGUCAUCUGGCUCCCUCAGCUCCAGACACACUUACGGCUUAUCCUUACUAUAAUGAAGAGCCAUUUGUAAUGGAUUUGUGUCCAGAUGUUAUGUUUACUGGAAACCAAGAAGCUUAUAGCACUCGCAUUAUGGAAGCUGAGGGCGGCCACAAGGUGACGUUAGUAAGUGUUCCACGUUUUAAUAGUACGGGCACGUGUGCCCUGGUGAAUCUUCGAAGCUUAGAGUGCCAGCCCUUGGCUUUCUCUGCUGACUCUUCAGACAUUAACAUUUCAAGCGGCCAAGAAGCAGAGAAAUGAACAAGUCCUAAGGAUAAUAAAAAAAUGUGUUCAAUACAGACUUAAAGUUUUAUUGUAUUUAAGAAAAAUCAAGUGUUAGAGUUGUUUUGCCACAGUGGCCAUUUCCCGCCACAGCAGGUCAGUAAUGUGUGCAUGAAGUCCUUGUGAAUUAUCAUUUUGAAGAUAUUUUAAGUGAAAUAAUUUGUUGACUUUGGCAACAGAUACAACAGUGGAUUCUGUUUAUCAAGAGACUGGGCUUUCAUAAUGACCAGUACAUUACUGAAUAAUAUUUUUGUAAUUCCAACAACAAAAUGGGGGAUUCAUAACUUUACAACACUACUGUAGUACGUCUCUUGAAGUAUUGUGUUCAUUAUUGUGGAAAUAUUUGUAUUGCACAGUGUCAUUUGCUGUCUUUAAUUUUUGUAAGUAAUAGUGUAGUUUUGAUACUGUAUUAGAAAUAAAAACACUCAGUAUUUGUAAAUUAUCUUGACCUAUAAAAUAAGUGAGAUGUAUAUAACCUAUGUUUUUUUUUUUUUUUUUUUUUUACAUUUUGUACUGAUAUACCUCAAAUACAUAUAUUGUUCAUCUACAGGAGAUAUACCUCAGUUAUAUUGUUUCUUUACAGGACAUUUGUAUUUUCCAUUUAAUACUGUGUCAGUCUGCAUUAUAAACUCCAUUCCAGUUUUUACAUUUUGUUGCUGUUACUUUAGAGUAAAAUGUCAGUAAUGAAAGAGACUGGUAUGUAGGAGCAAAUAAACAAUAAAGCUUCAUAGCGUGUAACAGAAUUCUCUAGCGCAUACUUCUAAGCUUAAGUUUUCUGAAGAAAUUCAACCCAUACAAUUUAUUUUUAACCCUUUGAGGGUUGAGACCCUUGCUCGCAAACUUACUCCCAAGGUCAAAGAAUUUAAAAAAUAUAUGUAUUUUCUUAGGAAAUGAUAGAGAAUUUUUUACCAAAUGUAAACCAAAAGCACAAAAUUUGAUGGAAAACCUAGGGAAUUACACUCGCAAAGUUAGCAGUCUUGGCGAUAUUUACGCAUCAGCAAUUACCCCCUUUUUGAGCUUGGUUUUGGGCCAGUUCCAUUGUUCCAGUCGACCAAAUUCAUAGCUGCUUAGCUAGAACUCCUUUUAUGAGUACAAGAACCUGCACAUUUAUCUAUUGCAACUACCAAAUAAAGUGAUCAGAAAUUACUAAUUUGGUCAAUUUCACACAAAAUUCAAGAAAGGCUAAUUUCAAAAUAGGGUCCAGAAUAAAUAAUGUAGACAUUCCUGACAUUAAAAUAACAUUUUCUCUGUUUGUUAGUCAUGUCUCCAGGACCCUCUUAUAUUAUGCUUGCUUUUCAUUUUGAAUUUUUAUUCACACAAAAAAAUAGAAUAUUUACUGUUAUUCAAACUACUGCAUAAUGGUAAUAAUGUAUAAAUAUUGUCAGUGCAUUCGUGAGUGCAUAUUAGACUGGCCAGUUGACAUGUAUUGGACGAAUGACGUGUUUUGUUUACUCUUGAACAUCGGCAAAAAUCGAACAUUUCCACUACUUUGUGCUCAAUUUCAAGCCUACUCUUAGUCUGUACACCACUCAAAAUCAUCUCUAUUUUUUGUAAUAUAUCUUCCAUUCUAUCAAACGAGACCAAGAAACCGAGAAUACAACCAUAAAAAACAAACAAAAAUACACCACAAAGUUGGUGUUUUACACCAAAAACACAGUUGCAGCUUUUUUUCUCAUUUUGCAUUGUGUGCUGCAGGAUUUUUUUUAUACUGCACACACUGACCAUGCAGACCCAGUCUCUCAUGUGUAGGUCUACUAGCUUUCUCCUGCAAGAUUGGAAGCUACUAGAACUUUGGCAUAGUAUUACGGGACCGACCCUGGCUUCAAAGCCGUAAUUUUACGGGACUGACCCUGAAAGGGUUAAAUAUACUGUACUUAUUCAGAAAUAAGAUGUGCUGUUGACCUUCACACUUGUGACCUAGCUAGUUCCUCAUAAGCCUUUGUAAGUCGGGUUGUUGUAAAUUGAGCCUUUAUUUGCCACAGAUACAUAACUACAUAAUCCAUGUUGGUUCGUUAACCCUUUCAGGGUCCAGACCCCUGAUCUGAAUUUCUUAUGAAAAGUAGAGAAUCUUUUUCUGAAGGUAAUGAAAUAAAAUGUGUGAAGUUUGAUGGAAAAUUGACAAAGUUAUGUCAUCACGAAUUUUGCUGCAUCAGCGAUAUUUACGCAUCGGCAAUUUUGCUGCAUCAACGAUAUUUACCCAUCAGCAAUUUUGCUGCACCAGCAGUAUUUAUGCAUCAGCAAUUUUGCCCACUUUGACUCCUAUUUUAGGCCAAUUACAUUGUUCCAGUUGACCAAAUUCUUAGCUGUUUUACUAGUAUGCCUUCUAUUUUAUCAAUUGAGCACAAGAAACUGCCCAAUCAACUAUUUCAACUACCCAAUAAAGUGAUCAGAAAUUAGUAAUUUGGCCAAUUUCACACAAAUUUUAAAAUAUUCCAGUUUCAAAACAGGAUCUAGAAUUAUCAAUGCAGGCAUUCCUGGCACUAAAAUAACAUUUCCUCUUUUCAUUAGUUAUGUUUCCAGGCUUUACACAUAAAUUCCAUUUUGAUUUUUUAUUCACACCAAUAAAACAGAAGAAUUACUGUUAUGCAGUAUUGUAAUAAUUGUAUACAAAAUAUCAGCGCAUUUGUGAACACAUAUUAGACCCACCAACUGACGUGUAUUGGACGCGUAAUGUGAUUUGUUUGCUCUUGAACAUUGGCAAAAAUCGAACAUUUGUGCUACUUUGAACUCAAUUUCAAGCUAUUUUCAGUUAUAAAACCAAUCAAAAUCAUCUCUUUUUCUGUAAUAUAUCUUCCAGUCUAUCAAUUGAGACCAAGAAACCAUGACUACAACCAUAAAAGCCAUACGAAAAAAUACAUCACAAAGUCGCUAUUUUAAUCCAAAAACGUGGUCGCAUUUUUUCUCAUGCACUGCAUGCUACAGGAUUUUUUUUAUAUGGUGCAUACUUACCACAUAGAUGCAUUCUCUCAUAUCUAAGCCCAUAUUUACUGCUCACAGCUUAUCUGAGUGAGCUGAGCUUAUGGCAUAGAGCUACAGCACUGACCCUGGCUUCAAAGCCAUAGAACUACGGCAUGGACCCUCAAAGGGUUAAUUAGUUACAGUGAUAUCUCUAUUUAAUCCUAGGAUUUGCUUAUAUAUCUUUGUAUUACAUAACUUUUGUAUUACAUAACUUUUGUUUCUAAAAGUAGAUAUUAAAGUCACCUAGAAUUAUUGUCUCACAGUUGGGUGUAAUUCUGAACUCUGCUAUUGCAAAGUGUUCUCAGAACUGAUUGGUUAUACUCUAAGUGAAGGGAAUGGUAACCAUCUGCUUCUAGUAUGAGUUUCUUCAUACCAUUAGUUUACCCCAUUAUUGUAGUACAAUUGGGUCUUGCAUUGUAUUCAAAGUAAUUUCUUAUGUAAAUGCAUAGCCCACCCCUCUAUUUGUCAUUCCUCCAAAUAUUUUGUGUUCUAAUCUUCUGUUAUCACAAUAAAAUCAAAAGUGAAAGGGCCACU